Molecule: messenger RNA, 1554 nt
Organism: Pedinophyceae sp. YPF-701
Lineage: Eukaryota; Viridiplantae; Chlorophyta; Pedinophyceae
Source: the annotation of a GenBank genome assembly
AUGGGCAAGUCGCACGCUUACCGGCCACCACAUCUGCGCGGCGCGAAGCCCGCUGACCGCGCCCCUGCUGAGCCAGCGCAGCCUGCGCAGCCUACGCAGCAGAAUGGGAGCUUCUGGUGGCAGGCGCCCGGGUCGCAGCCCGCGGGGAACACGGCGGCGGCGGGAACACCGAACCGGCAGCAGGCGCAAACUGGGCCGUCGACGCAGACGGAGCGCGCUCGCAGCUUCAGGCAGCUGGUACAAGCUGCCGAGGAAUGUCAGAAGCAGGCCGAGCGAAGGCCGGACGAAGCAGCUCGCGGUCUGUACCGGGAGGGCGCGCGCUUGUGCCGCAGUGCGCUGUCACUCGCCGGCGAAGCGAUCGAGGGUGGCGCCGGACCGUCCUGGCAGGCACAAGCCCUGGAAGUCCAGCUGCUGCUCGGGGCCCACUUGCAGGCGCUCGCGGACGUCACGGCGCGCCUGCCCUCCCUCGCACCGCCAUCCCCUUCUGUCCUGCGGGAGGCCGAAGCCGCGAUCGCCGAGGCAUGCCAGCACUACAGUCAAGCGGUCGACGCCUACCAGCCCUGCAUCAACGCGUCGGAGCCAGGGGAUGGCGCCGAGGUGCCGUUCGUGAACUGCGCGCGGGCUCUGCGGUCGUGGGGCGAGCUCUGCCCAGACCCAUCGCAAGCCGUGCCACUCCUGCAGCGCAGCGUCGCGAUGCUCGAGUCUGCCCUGUCCGCGGACGUGUGUCCAGAGGACUCCCGCGCGGACGUGCUCGGCUCCCACGCGGGAUCGUUGGCGGCCCUCGGAGACAGACUGUUGAACGCAGACCCCCCCCAGGUCGAGCCAGGCCUCGAAGCGUGCACGCGGGCCCGGGCAGCGUACUCCGACGCGUGCCAGUUGUCGCACAGCGCAAACGGCGACGACCUGCCGGGUCUGCUCUUGGACUGGGGCGCGGCGCUGCACACCAUGGCGGGACACGCUGCCGUCGCGGGCGGGCAGGGCGAGGCCGUGGAGCUGCUCGAGGAGGCGGCCUCGCGCUUCCGCGACGCCGUCAGCUUCGGGCGGCAGGACGUGGCGCCGCUGAACGGCAUCGGCGACGUGCACGUGGCCAUGGCGGAGCUCGCAGCUGAGAGCGCUGACGGCACGGUGCGCGGGCGCAGCGAGUCCGCGUGGCUGGCUGCGGCGCUGACCGAGGGCUACGAGGCGGCGCUGAGGAUCGACAAGGCGGACGUCGACGCGCUCGUGGGCGUUGCGGAGGCGAAUGUGCUGCUUGGGAAGGCUGCCGCUGCUGCCGGUGCUGGGGACGCGCAGGGGCAUUUCUCAGCGGCAAAGGCGGCGUACGAGGCGGCUCUGAGUAACCCCGCGGCGCUGGGUUCGUGGGAGGACCGGUUGGGCGUGGUGUUCAACGCUGCGUGCGCGUGUGUGCUGGCGGGCGCGGAGAACGACGCCGUGUCCUUGUUGGCGCAGCUGCUGUGGAUCGGGGGCACGACGAUAGAGGAGAUUCGCGCCGAUGAGGACGUCGGCGCCCUGGCGGACAGCGAUGCGCUCAUGAGCGCCGCUGCCCGUAGCACCUAA